Messenger RNA from Triticum dicoccoides, 1241 nucleotides. RefSeq lists its product as uncharacterized. The record is from RefSeq and is a predicted model, not a curated record. The transcript has 4 exons. NCBI's taxonomy places the organism in Eukaryota, Viridiplantae, Streptophyta, Magnoliopsida, Poales, Poaceae. The coding region runs from base 450 to 986 and encodes 178 amino acids.
GGUUCCAUUGUUGGGCCCCGCAAAUGUGUGCACCUGGGUUGUUUCCUCCGAAUCAAUAUGCCACAGGGGCUAGUCCCUGUUUUGGUUGGUCAAAUUAAAUUUGUUGCACUGUACUUCUCAUGAGAAAAACAGAAAAGGCCAACAAAUCCUAGCUAUGUUUCUACAUCUUCGUCGUAAUAGUCACCUCACACAUCAUCGUGCUUGUUUUGAUCAGGGUCCCGGAGCAUGUGGAGGAGGUGAGCAGCCGUGAGCUUGAGACCCUGACGCUGAAUGACACAUCUCACACACUUGAAUCAGCUGAGGGGCAGGAGAUAUUUGGAGGAUUUUAUCCACUCGACCAUCAAGGUGAUAUAAAAUUUGAGAGAAGACAAGCUGAAGAACGAGCUCAAUUUUUCCAAGCACAAGGAUAUUGGCCACUCGACUUUGAAACUAACAGAGAAUAUGCAGACAUGAAAGUUGGAAAACAAACUCAAUCAGUCCAAGCACGGGGACAACAUACUUACGCUUCUAAGGAAGAAGAAAUUGCUGCAAAUGCGAAACGAUGGAUGAGCGAGGAGGCGAUGGUGGCUUUCACAAGAUACAUUGAGAGCAAAGAUGAUCUUAAGGGACUUGAUUAUGAAUUUGACGAGCUUGCCCAUCAAUGUUUUAAUAUGGAGGAUUAUUUAACGAUAUUCCAUCACUUCAACUUUACUGUCAAGAUAAAGAAGCCUGGCUCAGCUGAUUGGAUGUCGGCGAUGUACUUCGCUGAGGUCAAAUCGAUAUGUAUGAUAAAACUCUAUGCCUGUUAUCCUUUGGAGGAAGGUCAAUAUGGUGAAUGUUAUGCCUGCGAGAACCAAGGAAUGGGUGUGUUGAGGCACCCGUUAAAAGGGAUAUACGAUAUGGGCAGGGAAGAUGUAGAACCUCCCUUCUAUUAUGAGGACAGCGACUCUGAUGAAUUCGAUCCAGCAACAGUCCGGAGUUUAUCUUCUGAUGAUGAUAUGAGUUGAUGAUGGCCUUGUCCUUUAUUCUAGUACUGUAAGUUAGCUGUAGCUCUCCCCGCCAAAAAAAAAAAAGUUAGCUGUAGCUCUUGUAUGCUCUUGAUAGGUUGAUUCCUAGUUGAUUUGAGAACGUAUUCCUAGCUCCAGCAGCAUCUGAAGAAUGUCGAGUAGCAGCGCAGCAAUGGUUUGUAACACUGGUAUUAUGUGUUGUUGGUUCUAAUGUCACGCUCGUAUUUGCCUUGAUGCGACUGGUUUACUCUGCUU